This is a messenger RNA of Aspergillus ibericus CBS 121593, 2912 nucleotides long. Its product is annotated as FTFMHR domain-containing protein. Gene Ontology annotation, cellular component: chromatin. The transcript is spliced from 7 exons. Lineage: Eukaryota; Fungi; Ascomycota; Eurotiomycetes; Eurotiales; Aspergillaceae. Gene Ontology annotation, biological process: regulation of transcription by RNA polymerase II; DNA-templated transcription. Bases 73 to 2595 code for a protein of 840 amino acids. The record is from RefSeq and is a predicted model, not a curated record. Gene Ontology annotation, molecular function: DNA-binding transcription factor activity, RNA polymerase II-specific; RNA polymerase II cis-regulatory region sequence-specific DNA binding; zinc ion binding.
CCUUGAGCCAUGCUCCUAAAGUACAAGUCCUAGCCAGGCCAUACCCGCUCUGGUAGCGCUGCGAGGAUUAUCAUGGUCUUGCGAAAGUGUAACAUCUGUGAUCGGCGUUUCAAGAAAACGGAGCAUUUCAAGCGCCACGAACGUUCCCAUACCAAAGAAAAGCCUUAUGAAUGUAGUAUUUGUCAUAAACGAUUUUCAAGGAGUGAUGUUCUGAGUCGCCAUGCCAAAGGGCACAAUCAACCGGCUACUGAUGCAGCCUAUAGCCCGGUUGCCUGUCUUUCUAGGCCGACCGAUCAACCUGUUGGUCAUCAGCCGUCCAUAAUCUCAAACGAGAAUCAAGACCAUAUUCCUGUCAUGAAUGCGGAGAAUGCCCGCGCGUUUCAGCACAGCGCUCGCGAUAUGUCAUUAUCUGCAGCCGACCUGCCAUCCUCAUCCCUGGACUUUCUUGCCAAUAUCUCUGCUCAUCAACCUCGCACCGAACCCGCAGUUGGUUCGAUGACAUCGAAUGAGCAGGUAGGUUACCUUGGCUGGAACGACGUACCGGUUACGGACCAGUCAUACUACAGAGAAACUGUGCUCGAACCGAUUCCUAAUGAUAUCCUGCAAUUCUGGCUGGAACCGCAGGCGGACUCAGUCUCCGGACAUGGGUCGAUAGAUGUGAGAGGGGAUUCUAACUUCGGCCUUUUGGGAGAGGGCACUACAGAACAACCGAGACCAUCCGUCGACAGUACCGGCUUGAGGUCAGGAGGGAAUAUACCAAAUGAGCGGUUUGCCCGGGUUCAGCGCUACUGGCUUGCUCCGUCCAACAACACUGGGCGACUCAUGAAUAGUAUAUGGCAUGACGUGGCCUACAGCGAUCUGGACAGCGUCUUCGCUUUCAGGUCCGUCCACCCAGCCAAUGGUCCAUCCGGCUGUCUGAAGGGGUCCAGAUAUGACAUCGACGAGGAAUGCAGGCAGCGUCUAUACACUAUGUUUGGUCAGGGUCGGCAGAGUCAUUCUCUGAUGCGUUCGUCUGAGAACACUGCAGUUUCACCGUUUACCCUUCAGCCCCGCAAUACCCCUAAUUUUCCCCCGGCUGAGGUUCUAGAUAUGGCACUUGAUCUAUUCUUCCGUGAUUUUCAUCCCCUGGUCCCUUUCAUUCAUCUCCCUACGUUUUCCGCAAAGGACACCCGUCCAUCUUUGCUCUACAGCAUGUGUUUGAUUGGGAUGGUUCUUUUGGAAACGAAGGGCACAGUAAACUUUGUCUUGCAGAAUUUUCCAUUUAUGCUCGAGAGUAUCACGGCUGAUCUAGCCAAGUGCUCUGUGGGGGUUGAAGGUCCUUUGUCUACCAUAUCUACGUUUGCAGCGGCCUUUCUAUUUCUUAAUCUGGCUGCCAUGACUGGGGAAAAGGAACACUUGGAAAAGUGUCAAAUGCUCUACGUUAACCUCAUCUCGAUCGCACAACGGCAUGGCCUGUUUGCAGCUACGGAGGGACAAGUCCUUGACAUGAACCUAUUCGAUGCAAUUCCUGAUGUCGAGGCACGGUGGAAAGCAUGGAGCAAGGUGGAGACGGUGAAACGACUCAUCACUGGGCUAUUACUGUUGGACACUUGGUACUCUUCUUUCAUGGCAACUAGCCCUAUUAUCGUACCGGAUACUACGCAGCUGAUAUUACCAUGCAACGAAGGGCUCUUUCGAGCCACGACUUCUGCCCGUUGGAUGCAGCUCAGUAACAGUGGAAAUCCACUACUUAUGCCUGCGAUCAUGAUGCCGUCAGAGAAUGUCGGCGUUCCCAACCUUGACAGCCCAAGGGACGAUUUCUGUAUAUAUGGGGUGCUGGCAAUGGUGCAGCUGAGACUUUCGGAAGCCUAUUAUCGUCUUCUUUCCAGUCGUGCCAGCUACCCCUUUGCACCGUGCAAUACCUAUGCUAUGGACGGUCGUGCCAGAUGUCUACCAUCUCUUCAGCUUCAGUUGUCGAGCAAAUACGGCGACGAGCUAGACAGGCUGAGCCCAAAUGCGUCCGUCAUGUGGCAUAAUAUGUGCAUGACGCUGACGGCAGACAUUCAGAUUUUUGACAUGGCAGCAGGACGUUCAGGACCGGCCCCUGCCCGGAAGGCACUAGAUGACAUUGCGGCAUGGUCGCAGACACCAGCUGCCAGAAGAGCAUGCCUGCAUGCAGCCCACAUCUACCGGGCCAUGACGAACCGCAAGGCGUCGGAUCAUACCAUGUUCCAUUCAGUGUUUUCUCUCUUCUCCGCAGCACUCGUCUUGGGUCUUUACGUCUUCAUGGUUCCCACUACUACCGAGGUGCAGGGCGGUGCUUCCAUCGAGCUCUUCGAUGACAUCAACUGGCAGAAGGUGGGCACGGAAGGGUUCACCAGCUUCAUGGAGCCUCAGGGCCAACCUUUGCCGCCGUCCGAGGAGCCAGCGUUGGAGUUCAUCCGACACGGCGGCACGGUGUACCUGCGCGGGGUUCCUAUCCAGGGCGGAUAUCAGCCCGCGCGACGCAUCUUGCUGGACUACGCAGGGCUGCUGAAAGAUGCGGGGAAAUGGAGCGUGCGAAAGUUUUCGUAUGUGCUGCAUAUUAUGAGUGAUGUGCUGAUGGAGGUGGAGUGAUGUGACCAACAUCUUUGCAACAUAUGAAUCACCGAAUCUUUGGCAUUCCAGCAGGCUGAGCCAGAUAUGACCAACAUAUGAUGGACAGGAUACCAGGCAGGAUGUAUCCAUAUGAUAAUGUACAAUAUUCGACUUAUUUCUUCACAACCAGACAGCCAGCUAAACCCACGACCGAUUCCUCACCCUCUCAUUCAACAUCUCCAAUUCCUCCUUGGACGCCAUCACACCCAACAUUCUCCCUCCAUCACCCUCCACCCUCUCACCUUGUCUUUCCCUCUCCUGAUCCCCCGCCAACACCACCCUCAACCCAUCCACCC